CACGGGUCCGUUUGCAACCGUCGUUCCUCAGUCGCACUUCGCCGUCGCCGUCGUCGUUGGCGCGCGUCCUCGUAUCACUCCGCCGCGUUUCUUUCCCUUUCCCCUCUCACCUGCGAAACCAACGUCUCUGAUAAUAAUAAUAACGCGAUUUCGCAGCAAAAUUCCCGUGAUUUCGCACUGGUCUUGUGCGCGCCUUGUCGUCGUCGGUUAACGAAAAUCAUCGUUAAAAUAUCAAAAGUUUCGUCCGUUACCUUUUUUUUAAAUUUUCGCCGAUGAGUCGUAUAGUUCGGUUUGCUUUUCGUUUAUUCGCAAAUGUCUUCUGACGUGUUCAAAUCGUGACUCGUUUUGUGGUCGUCGGCGGUGGUGUGCCGUGCCGUGCCGCGCGUGAGUGUGUGUGUGUGUUUUUUGACGUGUGAUGCCGUUGUCGUUCAAAAAAAUCUUUUCGCGAAAACUGCUGUUCAGCCCGAAAGUCAUGGGUAACGCGGCGUCGCAUCACGAGCCGUUGGACCGGGUCGCCAGCCACGCGGGCUCGACGUUCCGGCGUUCGUCCAGUUGUCGGCAUAGCAAAUCCUCCAAGAGUGGUCGGUCGCCGUCUAAAAUGGACCGAUUACGGCGGAGUUUUCGAGACAGUUUCAGACGCCGUAAAGAUCUGGGAAAUACCGCCGGAUCGCCAGGCCAUCAUUCUAAUCCUAAGCCUCAUUUGUGGGCCAUGGACGAGGCUGAAGUCCGGGCUGGGAUAUGUUCCUUCCACGUUAAGGCGAAAAUAAUGUGUUCUGAAGAUGUGUGUGGAAUGAACUUCCUUGUGGAGUAUUUGGGCUGUGUCGAAGUCUUUGAAUCGAGAGGAAUGGAAGUAUGUGAAGAAGCUUUAAAAACACUGAGGGCAUCACGCCGCAGACCAGUCAGAGCUAUAUUUUACAUAUCAGGAGAUGGACUGCGAGUUGUUGAAGAAGAAACAAAAGGUUUGAUAGUAGAUCAAACAAUUGAAAAAGUUUCGUUUUGUGCCCCAGACCGGAGUCACGAAAAAGGAUUUUCAUACAUAUGCAGAGACGGACUGACUCGUCGAUGGAUGUGUCAUGGUUUCGUAGCUUUAAAAGAAUCGGGUGACCGAUUAAGUCAUGCAGUUGGAUGUGCUUUUCAAGAAUGUCUGAUUAGAAAAAAUAAGCGAGAAGAAGAUUGUUCUGUUACAAUGAACUAUGAUCCCAAAACAUCUGUUUUUACUAGAACUGGCAGUUUUAGAACUCCAUCUUUAACUGAACAACAAUCUGAACCUAAUAUUCCGCUCAAUGCUCCACCACAACCUCCCCCUUUUCUUCAGUUAAAUAAAGAUAUACCAACAACGGUAAAACCUUUGCAACAAAACCCUACAACACCAAAAGUUAGCACCAAUGCGAUUGAAAGACCGCAUGCUACACUGUCAAUGUUACAACGACAAGGAUCAUUUCGUGGGUUUACGCAACUUAAUCAAGCAUCUCCAUUCAAAAGGCAGUUGUCACUUCGAAUAUCUGAAUUGCCUUCUAAUUUGGAAAGAACGAGAUCAAUGAGUCUACAACCAACAGCAAAUUCCCGUACAUCUAAUAAACUUUUACAGAUGAAUACUCCAGUGAGUCCUAUACUUGAAGCUUCUCCUCGAAGUGAAAAACCAAUGUCAACAACAGAUCAAGUAACAGCUAUGUGUCAACAAAUGUCAUUAGAACUGGCGUUUCUUACAAAUAGUACAGCCAAUGACGAUUUCUCUGAAAAAUUUAAAUCAAAUGAUCCAAAAAGUAUAGAAAACAAUUCAAAACCAGGCCCGAUUUCUGGAAGUGAAGCAUUUCUUGCUAGUAUAUCAAAAAAAGCCACUUUAUCAACAGAAACCCAAAGCAACCCCUCCACUCCAAAACCAGAGAGUCGUAUUAGCCCUCAACAGGAUGAAGGCUUUGAUUCGGGUUCCAGCUUAUGGAAUAUUAACAACAAGGCAGUUACACCACCAACUCCCCCCGCUACUCCUCCAUCAUCACUUCCAAGGCCAGAGCAGUGGUUGGGUAAAGUGGCAGCAGUUACGUUACAGUCAAUGGAACCCCAGGUCACACCUAAAAGAAACCCACAUUUAGCAACACACAGUCGUGCGUUUUCUUUAGACACUGCUGAGGAUGUAUACCGCACGUAUAAUAAUAUUUCAGCCAAUCCAUUUGACCCUAAUUAUAUUGCCCCAAAACAAAAUACAAAUCCUUUUUUAAGUAGCCCAAUAUCAAGUAGCCAAAGUAAAACUGUAAAAACUUUUGAAGUUCAAAUGUGAUUAAUUCUCAAAAUUAUCAUCGUUGAACCAGAUAAA
Messenger RNA from Myzus persicae (green peach aphid), 2311 nucleotides. Its product is annotated as protein numb-like. The record is from RefSeq and is a predicted model, not a curated record. The coding region runs from base 416 to 2275 and encodes 619 amino acids. NCBI's taxonomy places the organism in Eukaryota, Metazoa, Arthropoda, Insecta, Hemiptera, Aphididae. The transcript has 10 exons.